Triticum turgidum subsp. durum (durum wheat) is the source of this 2139-nucleotide messenger RNA. The record is from the annotation of a GenBank genome assembly. NCBI's taxonomy places the organism in Eukaryota, Viridiplantae, Streptophyta, Magnoliopsida, Poales, Poaceae.
AUGAAUCCUUAUUUUGUUGGCCUUCUUGUGCCCAUCGCGGUCUCUCUUCUGCUCCAGAAAAGGAGAAAGGUUGAAAAGAAGAGGGGUGUGCCAGUUGAUGUUGGUGGAGAGCCUGGCUAUGCGAUCCGCAACCAUCGGUUUGAACGCCCUGUUGAAACACACUGGGAAGGGGUCAACACACUUGCUGAGCUGUUUGAGCAUGCUUGCAAAGAGUAUCUCUACAUGCCCCUCCUUGGCACAAGGAAGCUCAUUUCAAGGGAAAUAGAAUCAUCACCUGAUGGGAGGUCCUUUGAGAAGCUUCAUCUGGGGGAGUACGAGUGGAAAUGUUACGCUGAGGCCUUCAAGAGUGUUUGCAACUUUUCUUCAGGAUUGGUCAAUUUAGGUCGCCAGGACAAUGAGCGUGUUGCUAUUUUUGCUGAGACACAGGCUGAGUGGCAGAUUGCACUGCAGGCAUGCUUCAGACAAAACAUAACAGUUGUCACCAUCUAUUCCUCGUUGGGGGAGGAAGCACUAUGCCACUCACUAAAUGAGACUGAGGUCACUACUGUAAUAUGUGGUCGGAAGGAAUUAAAGAAGUUGAUUGAUAUAGGUUGGCAACUUGACACUGUCAAGCGUGUGAUCUACAUCAAUGAGGAAGGCAUCUCGGCUGAAGUUUCUAUAGCUCAAAACAGCACUAGCUGGUCAGUUAAGUCAUUUGAGGAAGUAGGUAAAUUGGGAGCUGAAGCACCUGUUGAUGCAAACAUGCCUCUCCCAUCUGAUGUUGCGGUGAUAAUGUACACAAGUGGUAGCACUGGAUUGCCCAAGGGAGUUAUGAUGACCCACCGCAAUGUCCUGGCUACACUUUCAGCAGUUAUGACCAUUGUGCCUGAACUUGGCAAAAAGGAUAUAUACAUGGCCUACCUCCCACUGGCGCACAUUCUUGAGUUGGCAGCUGAGACACUUAUGGCUGCUGUUGGGGCCUCCAUUGGAUAUGGAUCAGCUUUGACCCUGACUGAUACAUCAAGCAAAAUAAAGAAGGGGACCCUAGGCGAUGCUUCUGCACUGAGGCCGACACUGAUGACUGCUGUACCUGCUAUACUUGAUCGUGUCCGUGAUGGUGUGAGAAAAAAGGUGGAUGCAAAGGGUGGUGUAGCGAAGAAAUUAUUUGACAUUGGAUAUAGCCGCCGACUUGCUGCUAUCAAUGGAAGUUGGCUUGGUGCAUGGGGAGUAGAGAAACUGUUGUGGGACAGGCUUGUCUUCACGAAGGUGCGUGCAAUAUUGGGAGGAAAUAUUCGCUUUGUACUCUCAGGUGGAGCACCCCUGUCCGGAGACACUCAGAGAUUUAUCAAUAUAUGCCUUGGCAUGUUUAAGUCCCGUAUUUUGAUAGGCUUAUGCAAUUUCAGGGCUCCAAUAGGCCAAGGGUAUGGUCUGACUGAAACUUGUGCUGGAGGAACGUUUUCUGAGUAUGAUGAUACAUCUGUGGGCCGUGUUGGUGCUCCACUACCUUGUUCAUAUAUUAAGUUGAUUGACUGGGCUGAAGGCGGAUACUUAACAACGGAUUCACCAAUGCCUCGGGGGGAGAUAGUCAUCGGAGGUCCCAAUGUAACUAAAGGUUAUUUCAAGAAUGAAGCUAAAACAAGUGAAGUCUAUAAGGAUGAUGAAAGAGGUCUACGAUGGUUCUAUUCUGGAGACAUAGGGCGUUUCCAUCCAGAUGGCUGCCUUGAAAUCAUUGACCGCAAGAAAGAUAUCGUGAAGCUUCAACAUGGUGAAUACGUAUCUCUCGGGAAGGUGGAAGCUGCCUUGGCUAUGAGCCCAUAUGUUGAGAACAUCAUGAUCCAUGCCGAUCCUUUUCACAGUUACUGUGUUGCACUUGUGGUAGCAGCACAGAAUGAGCUUGAAAGGUGGGCAUUGCAGCAAGGACUUGCAUACACCGAUUUUGCUGAUUUGUGCCAGAAGCACGAGGCUGUUGUAGAAGUGCUUGAAUCUUUAACAAAGGCUGCGAAGCAAGCACGACUGGAGAAGUUCGAGACACCAGCCAAAGUCAAGCUGAUACCAGAUCCAUGGACCCCCGAGUCGGGCCUCGUCACGUCUGCGCUCAAACUCAAGAGGGAGGUGAUCAGGAAGACGUUUGAAGACGAUCUGGCGCAGUUGUAUGCCUGA